AUGUUGUUUUAUUCCUAUAGAUUCUUAUCGCAUAUAAAAAGAGUAAAUUUUAAAUGUCGUUAUUUUAAUUAUCGCAACUUUAGUAAUAUCAGAAACGUCGCAGUUGUGGCACACGUUGACCAUGGUAAAACUACACUAAUAGACCAAUUUUUGAAGCAUACGGGCGGGAAAUUACUACAGACUCGGGUUAUGGACAGCCACGAGUUGGAGCGGGAGCGAGGAAUUACGAUACUCUCCAAGGUUACUCGAAUAAAUUACAACGACCAUGUGAUGAACAUAAUCGAUACACCGGGCCAUUCUGACUUUGGAGGCGAGGUUGAGCGUAUAUUAAACAUCGUGGACUGCGUGUGCCUGUUAGUUGACGUAGUGGAAGGGCCAAAGCCGCAAACGAAUUUUGUUUUAAGGAAAGCCCUGGAGAAUCCAUCGAUGAGAGCCCUGGUUGUUGUUAACAAGUGCGACAGGGAGUGUAACAAGUCCCAGAAAGACAUUGAAAAUGAACUGUUUGAUCUGUUUUUGGACGCCAAGGCGUCGGAUGAGCAGAUGGAGUUCCCAGUACUGUUCGCCUCUGCCAAAGAUUCCGUGGUAUCGAGUGUGUAUCCACUUGCGUCGUCACACAACAGAGAUAUUUCCCAGAUUUUAGGAUGUAUAUUGGAGUCGUCUCCAGAACCGAAAGUAUCAGAUCUGAGCGACUUUACAUUCCAAGUUAGCCUAAUUGACUUUGAGGAGGGCUCCUUUCUGAUCACGGGGAAGGUGUAUAGCGGCAGCGUCACAGCUGGGAGCACACUGCACGUGCGUGACCACCUGGGAAACAAGAAGGGCACAACAGUAGUGAAGGACAUAUAUGUCUCAGUAAAUGGGAAGAGGGUUAAAAUGAGUGAACGAGUGUCCUCAGGGGACAUCGUGACGAUACAGUGCCACAAGGGCGUCACACCUGAAGUGAACGAUACAAUCAGCACCAGUGCAGAAUUCGCGCCUCUGCCUCCAGUAAAGAUAUCAGAGCCUGUGAUCUCGGUAUUCAUUUCAGCGAAUUCAAGUCCGUUCUCAGGAAAGGACGGCAAGUACAUAACGACCAACGACAUAGGAAAGAGGCUGAAAAAGGAAGCUCUGACGAACCUGUCGCUGCAGAUACAAGAGAGCAAGGAUAAAAGCUCGUUCCUUUUGAAGGGGAGAGGUGAACUCCAGAUCGGCAUCCUCCUGGAGAACAUGAGGAGGGAAGGCUACGAGAUGACAGUGUCGCCGCCCACAGCAAUCAGGUUCGAGCACGAGGGAAGCACAGUGGAGGCACUGCAGAACAUGAUAGCCUACGUUCCGUCGGAAUUCUCGUCCAAAGUAGUGGACGCCGUGAACUCCAGGGCCAUGGAAAUAACAAAGUACACAGAGGUGGAAGGAGGGUCUGAAAAAUACACAAAGCUGGAAUUUGAAGGAAGCACUACGCAGAUGAUGGGUCUUAUGCCCGUGCUGAGAGACAUGACGAGGGGAAGGGGCGAGUUCAACGUGACGGUGGUCGGAUACGCCAAGGCGGAAAACAAGGCCUACAAUAGCAGGAACAGCGGAGUGCUGAUAUCUAGUAACACGGGAACCACAACUGCAUUCGCACUGGAGCCAGUAAUGUCCAAGGGAACGCUGUUCGUUUCAGAGGGAGACCCUGUGUACGAGGGUAUGGUAAUAGGAGAGUCGAAUACGAACAAGGAUUUCACACUUAACGUUACGAGGGUAAAACCGGUGACAGGAAUGAGAAAUAAAUCGCACGAACAUACGGUGAAAAUAACUAGUAGGUCGCUGAACGUGGAGCAGGCGCUUGCAUUCAUCAACGCAAAUGAGCAACUUGAACUCACACCUAAAAGGAUAUCAAUACGAAAGAAAGCUUAA
This is a messenger RNA of Theileria orientalis strain Shintoku, 1869 nucleotides long. RefSeq lists its product as uncharacterized. Gene Ontology annotation, cellular component: cytosol; ribonucleoprotein complex. Gene Ontology annotation, molecular function: GTP binding; GTPase activity. The transcript is spliced from 3 exons. Lineage: Eukaryota; Apicomplexa; Aconoidasida; Piroplasmida; Theileriidae. The coding region runs from base 1 to 1869 and encodes 622 amino acids. The record is from RefSeq and is a predicted model, not a curated record.